CAAAUAAUUCUGUUCGUUAUCAUUUAUUUUGUUUCGCCUAAUAUAUCGAUCAGCGGCCAGACAGCAUGGAAUUAUGAUGCCGACACGUGCUGAUAGCCGAGAUGGUGACUGUUAAGUUGAAUAUUACACCAGUCGAUCAUCGUUUAUACAGGGAGAACACGUCCCAACGCCGAAUAUUGUCAUCAGUUCGAAGUCGGUUAGGACAAAUAGCCUCGACCCUGCAGGCGGCCGUCAGGUUUCGGCGGUUCUCACGCAAAGACUCGCACCCCGCCCCCGACUGGUUCGUGGACAAGGGCAGGCAGGAUGACGGCGGCGCGAACAGGGACGAAGAAAUGGGACCCACUUGUUGGGGUCGGAGGAUCGUGGUCGAUCCCACUCGGCUUUCGCACUAUGUGUGGCUUAUGGUUGUAUCAUUAGCAGUUCUGCACAACACCAUUUUUGUCCUAGGUAGAGCAGUGUUUUGGGAACUAAACAAUAAAUAUCCACCAUUAUGGUGGACCCUGGACUAUCUUUGUGAUGCCAUUUAUAUUAUAGACGCCUUAGUUCAUGCCCACGAAGGUUACCUGGAACAAGGCCUUCUAGUCACCGAUCCCCAGAAGCUCCGCGCCCACUACCUCCAGUCCAAAUCCUGGCGAACGGACAUCCUGUGCAUCAUCCCCACCGACCUGGCCUACAUUUGGUGGCCUCCUUUCGAUGGCGAUCCAAAAGUGCCCUGUCCUGUCAUCGUAAGACUAAAUAGACUGUUCAAGCUGCCCAGGCUGUGGGAGUGGUUCGAACGAACCGAAACCGACACCAAUUAUCCGAACGUCUUUAGAAUAUGCAAAGUGGUGUUGGCCAUCUUGGUACUGAUCCAUUGGAACGCUUGUUUGUACUUCGCCAUCAGCUAUUUUAUCGGUUUCGGAACGGACAGUUGGGUGUAUAAUUUAAACGGAACGGCGAACGCCUCUCUGGCUAGACAAUACAUUUAUAGUUUCUAUUGGUCCACGUUGACCUUGACCACUAUCGGUGAAACCCCAGUGCCUGAGAACGAUGUCGAGUAUCUGUUCGUCGUGGCGGAUUUCUUGGCUGGUGUGCUUAUAUUUGCAACGAUCGUUGGUAACAUCGGUUCGAUGAUAUCGAACAUGAACGUGGCUCGAGUGGACUUCCAAAAUCGCAUGGACGGCGUGAAGCAGUACAUGGCCUUCCGGAAGGUCGGCAGAGAGCUGGAGGCCAGAGUGAUAAGGUGGUUCGCGUAUACGUGGGCGGAGAGCGGCGCUCUCGACGAGGAGCGAGUCCUCUCGGCCCUGCCGGACAAAUUGAAAGCCGAAAUUGCCAUCAGGGUGCACCUGGAUACGCUCAGGAAGGUCCGAAUAUUCCAGGAUUGCGAACCGGGAUUGUUGGAGGCGUUGGUGUUGAAAUUGAGACUGCAGGUUUUUUCUCCAGGUGAUUAUAUUUGCCGGAAAGGCGACGUGGGAAAAGAAAUGUACAUAGUAAAAAGAGGCAGACUGCAGGUGGUAGCAGACGACGGCUUCACGGUAUUGGCCACGCUGGGAGCUGGAUCAGUUUUCGGCGAAGUGAGCGUACUCGACAUUGUCGGAAAUCGUACAGGGAACAGAAGAACAGCCAAUGUCCGUUCACUAGGAUAUUCGGACCUUUUCUGUUUAGCGAAGGACGAUCUCCUGGUCGCGUUGGCAGACUAUCCAGACGCCAGAGCCACGCUGACAGAAAGAGGUUGCCAACUGCUGAGGAAGGACGGUCUCCUCGACGAGGAGCAGUUCCGGAACGCGAAGGACACUCAAGAAUCGAUGAACGACAGCAUAAAAAAGUUGGAGAGCACCGUGGAAACGUUGCAAAUCCGCUUGGCCAGACUCCUGGCAGAAUUUACGGCGAGCCAAGCCAAAAUCAAACAAAGACUCACCAGGGUUGAAACAAGACCGGAAAAGGAGAAAGAAAAUGCCCCGGUGGUCGAACCAGUACCAACACAGCCUAACACAGAAACUCUUCCCGUCCCGCAAGGCAGAAGAAGACUCUACUCCUUCGAGGUGCAAAGAGAAACGACCAACUCGGCAAACAGACAUAAAACCAUGUAGUAAAACUUUACCGAGUAUCUAUAUAAAAAUUCUGUGGUUUUUGAGUACUGAGAAACAAUAGUUUAAAAGUGAUGAGUAUGUUUAUUAAGUUUUUUUGUAUGUAUGUGAAAAUGAAAAAUAUUUAUAAAGAAUCAAAUCAUGUUUUAUAUAUUUUGUACUUUUAAGAAACCGUUUUUUGUAUACCAUAUACGUUUAAAUCAGCUAAAAAUGUGCGUUAUAUACCAGUUUAAGUAAUACAGUAGCGACAGUUCGUUGUUUAUGAGAUGAGGGGUCCUUAGAUAAGCGACAAAUACGUCAAACCAACGUGUGUUGAUUAUCAGUCAAUUAAUGAUGGUAGAUUCUUUUAAGUAUUUGAUUAUUUACUACUUUUCUAAUUUUAUUCUUCCAAUUAUUGUGAUAUUUUUGUCGGACGGGUUAUUUUGCAGUUACUUUUCUCAGUGUAGAAAUAAGCGGCAAAAACUUUAAUUGUCCCACUUCCAAGGAUUAUAUACUAUUAUAACAGGAUAGAUUACUUUCAUUUACCAUGUAUUUUGAAAAUAUUGACGUCACCGUAGAACCAAACAUUGUUUUCGUUUAUUGUUAGUUCGCAGAAUUCCCUUGUAUUAAGUUUUUUGUGUUUGAGACUUUAAUUUGUAUCCUGUUUGUAUUGAAUAGUGGGAUCUUUAUUAUAUUUAACGUAAAUUCGAUUUAUAUCUUGUUUAAAAGAUUAUUUUAAGUUAUUUAUUUAACAGUUAGAGUCAGUGGUAUGCUGAGAGAACGUGUGCAAAAAGAAGCAGGUGGCUUAAUUUAAAAAAGAAAAACAAAUACUAAUUUCACUACUUUCCAAUACAAAAUGAGUUGCGGUUUUUAAGAAGUUCCGUCUUCGAGGCCAGAUCGCUAUAAAAUAAAUCUGGAAUCUAUUACGAAAGUUACCAAAAAAAUCCAAGCAGGACUCAAAAAUUCGCUUUCAAUUAAAGUUUCAGAGUUUCUCGGACUAUAGCAAAAUAUAAUUUUGUGAAUAAUACACAGCGGUAGCGGGUUUGGGAAAAGAAUAAAAAAAGGAAUAUCGAUGAAAAGAAAAUUAUAAUCGCACACAACGUACCUUAAAUAUUUCAUAAUAAAUCACACUGCAUUUUUGUUAAACACUCGGCACGGUCACAUAGAGCGGUCAAAAUUAUCGGCAGCACAGAGACCGAGGACCGAGUGCUCGAUGACAACUGAUUACACUACACUCGGAGUGAUUCGGUUUCCCGAGUGGUUCGGGAAGACUAAAAAACAGUCAUUUGACUUUUCGAAAAAACCGGAUAAAUCACCUGAAUUCGAACGUUUAAAGUUGGAUUCGAAUUUCAGUAAAUAAGAAAAUACUUUGAAAUACGAGGAUUCUCGCAAAUGUUCAAAAACUGGAAUUUCCAGUAAAUAAAAAAUACAGGGGUUCUUGAGAAUUUUAUCAGACGUAAAUUAAUUUGAACUAAACAUUUUAAAAUUAAAAUAAUGAAAAAUUUAGUGACUUCGUUACAUCUUUCAUAGUGCUAAUAUAUGGAUGUUAAGCAUGACGAUAUGAAAAGUUCAAAUUCAUUUUUAUUCGAAAGCAAAAGUAACUUUUUUGA
Molecule: messenger RNA, 3655 nt
Organism: Psylliodes chrysocephalus
Lineage: Eukaryota; Metazoa; Arthropoda; Insecta; Coleoptera; Chrysomelidae
Source: the annotation of a GenBank genome assembly